This is a messenger RNA of Sardina pilchardus (European sardine), 1265 nucleotides long. RefSeq names its product gap junction protein beta 1a (gene gjb1a). Gene Ontology annotation, biological process: cell-cell signaling. The transcript is spliced from 2 exons. Gene Ontology annotation, molecular function: gap junction channel activity. Gene Ontology annotation, cellular component: connexin complex. The record is from RefSeq and is a predicted model, not a curated record. Bases 215 to 934 code for a protein of 239 amino acids. Lineage: Eukaryota; Metazoa; Chordata; Actinopteri; Clupeiformes; Clupeidae.
CUUUUUUCUUUGUUUUUUUUCUUACUUCUGAAAUAUUAAUUUGAGAAAAAAAAGUUUCAAAGUUUAAAAAGUGUGAUAGUGGAAGUAAUUAAGUUCAGUAUAUAAUUAAGGAUCUGUGUCGGAGAGGACUUCUGGGAUUUUAUCAAAAUGAAUUCAUGAUUACAUCAUAGGCUUAACCUUCUCUCACCAUGGAGCAUGAGAGCUGGAACCAAAAAUGAACUGGGCGUCCUUUUAUGCCGUGAUCAGCGGCGUAAACAGGCAUUCCACGGGCAUCGGCCGCAUCUGGCUCUCCGUCCUCUUCAUCUUCCGCCUGCUGGUGCUGGUGGUGGCCGCCGAGAGCGUCUGGGGCGACGAGAAGGCCCACUUCACCUGCAACACGCAGCAGCCCGGCUGCAACAGCGUCUGCUACGACCACUUCUUCCCCAUCUCCCACAUCCGCCUGUGGGCACUGCAGCUCAUCCUGGUGUCCACUCCUGCCCUGCUGGUGGCCAUGCACAUCGCGCACCGCCGCCACGUCGACAAGCGUCUGUACCGCCAGUCGGGCCGGUCCAGCCCCAAGGACCUCGAGCAGAUCAAGAACAGGAAGAUGAAGAUCACGGGCGCCCUGUGGUGGACCUACAUCAUCAGCCUCAUCUUCCGUGUGCUGUUCGAGUCGGUCUUCAUGUAUCUGUUCUAUAUGAUCUAUCCUGGUUACAAGAUGUUUCGCUUGGUCAAGUGCGAUUCCUACCCCUGUCCCAACACUGUGGACUGCUUUGUGUCUCGGCCGACCGAGAAGACGGUCUUCACGGUCUUCAUGCUGGCCGUCUCUGGCAUCUGCAUCCUACUCAACAUCGCUGAAGCGGGGUACCUGGUGGCACGGGCCAGCAACCGCCACAUUAAUGCUAAAGACUCACCUAUUGGAGCCUGGAUCACGCAGAAACUGUGUUCCUUUUAACAUGGCUGGUUAAGAUUUGCUUUAGGCACUAAAGUGGAUCAAGUGCAUUAGGGUUGAUAGGAUCACUUUGUGACAGUUGUAAUCCGGGUCUAUCGACAACCAUUUAGCUCCGAGCCGGUGUUAUCUCCUCCACGGUGCUUACCAUCGUACCAGCACUCGCGCAAGUGCAUCUGUAUAGGACUACAUCUGUAAAAUGGACGCCCUCUUGAACUGGUGUGGGUGUGGCAGGUGAAAAGGGACCAUUGAUCCACCCGUCCAUCCACUCAUCCAUCAUUGUAAAUGUUUUAAUGUCAAAUUAAUGGAAAAAUAAGUCAGAUAAUGAUGUAUGUCU